GUAUCGUCUGUCUACAGACGUGAUGGAAGCUCUGGACUUGGAGCAGGACGAUGUGGGGGAAGAAGGCAAGGGCGAGGAGCUCGGCAAGGCGCAUGGAGAGGAGCUGCGCGCGCUGCUUGGCGAAAAUUCUGCCGCUUCCGACUCCGCCUUGGAGCCGAGCUGGCAGAGCCCAGAGGACGAGGCAGCUCUGGCCGAGGCCGACCCAGAGGAAAGCAAAGAGCCAUCCAGUGAC
This is a messenger RNA of Symbiodinium sp. CCMP2456, 232 nucleotides long. The record is from the annotation of a GenBank genome assembly. NCBI's taxonomy places the organism in Eukaryota, Dinophyceae, Suessiales, Symbiodiniaceae.